Molecule: messenger RNA, 2009 nt
Organism: Gilbertella persicaria
Lineage: Eukaryota; Fungi; Mucoromycota; Mucoromycetes; Mucorales; Choanephoraceae
Product: FAD dependent oxidoreductase-domain-containing protein
Exons: 7
Coding region: 55-1977 (640 amino acids)
Biological process (GO): glycerol-3-phosphate metabolic process
Cellular component (GO): mitochondrion; glycerol-3-phosphate dehydrogenase (FAD) complex
Molecular function (GO): glycerol-3-phosphate dehydrogenase (quinone) activity
Source: RefSeq, a predicted model, not a curated record
GAGAUUUUUCGCUACUUUUCUUUUUUUCUUAUCUUUAUCUAAUACAACUACAUUAUGUGGAGACAACUUUCCAAGACACAAAGAGUGAUUUCAAUUGCUGCGGCCACAACUGCUACUGCCAGCUUUGGAUAUUACAUGAAUGAAAAGGCCAAACUUGACAAUGUCUAUAAGAGAACAAUAAAACUUCAAGAACAAACCAAAGAUCUACCACCUUUGUUUACUCGAAACAAGGCAUUCGCUGAAGCACUUCAGGAACAUCAACAAAAUCAAGACCGUGAUUUCUGGUGUCCACCUUCACGUGAAGAAAUGAUUGCUAAAUUAAAAAACAGUGAACAAGACCCUUAUGAUUUACUUGUUGUUGGUGGUGGUGCUACAGGUGCUGGUGUAUCUGUGGAUGCUGCUACUCGUGGAUUAAAGGUAGCUUUGGUAGAAAGAGAUGAUUUUGCUUCUGGUACUUCAUCGAGAUCGACAAAAUUAGUUCAUGGUGGUGUUCGUUAUUUACAAAAGGCAAUUAUGGAACUUGAUUAUGAACAAUACAAAUUAGUGGUAGAAGCAUUGCAUGAGAGAAAGAUCUUCUUGGACAUUGCUCCUCAUCUUUCAGAUCAAUUGCCCAUCAUGCUUCCUGUUUACAAAUGGUGGCAAAUUCCUUAUUAUUGGGUUGGUUGUAAGAUGUAUGAUUUGUUUGCUGGUCGUGAAGCACUUGAAAGCAGUUACUUCUUGACUCGCUCCAAAGCUCUUGAAGCUUUCCCUAUGUUGAAGAAUGAUGAAUUAGUAGGUGCCUUAGUGUAUUAUGAUGGUCAGCAUAAUGAUGCAAGAAUGAACGUUGCAUUGGCCAUGACAGCUGCUUGUUAUGGUGCUACUGUUGCUAAUCACUGUGAAGUGACUCAAUUAACAAAGGAUGAACAAGGCAUUAUUAACGGUGCACACGUUAAAGAUACCUUGACUGGUGAAGAAUGGACUGUUAAGGCAAAGGGUGUCAUUAAUGCAACUGGUCCCUUCACCGAUGGUCUCCGAAAGAUGGACGAUGCUCAAACUAUGGAAAUUGUUGCACCUUCUGCUGGUGUUCAUAUCAUUCUUCCCAACUACUACAGUCCUAGAAACAUGGGCUUAUUGGAUCCUGCUACAAGUGAUGGCCGUGUCAUCUUCUUCCUUCCAUGGCAAGGUAACACUAUUGCUGGUACUACAGAUUCUCCUACUGAAGUUACUCAAAACCCCUUACCCAAGGAAGAUGAAAUUAACUGGAUUUUGGAUGAAGUCUCUCGUUACUUGAGUCCUGACGUCAAGGUGCGUCGUAGUGAUGUCCUUGCUGCAUGGUCUGGUAUCCGUCCUUUAGUCCGUGACCCUCACGCAAAGAACACUGAAUCUCUUGUCCGUAACCAUAUGAUCAAUGUCAGUGACAACAAGCUCAUCACUAUUGCUGGUGGUAAAUGGACCACUUACCGUGCCAUGGCUGAAGAAACUGUGGACCGUGCUAUCGAAGUCUUCAAGCUUGAACCCAAGUCCAAAUGUAACACUGAACAUACCCCAUUGAUCGGUAGUGAAGGCUAUAGCAACACCAUGUUCAUUCGUCUCGUCCAAGAAUUCGGCAUGGAUACAGAAGUCGCUCAACAUCUUGCCCGUAGUUAUGGUAACCGUGCCUGGGCUGUCGGUGCUAUUGAUGACCCUACUAACAUGAGCUGGCCCAAGUUUGGUAAGCGUAUCUCACCCAACUAUCCUUACAUUGAAGCCGAAGUGAGAUACACUGUCCGUCAAGAACUUGCCUGUACAGCUGUCGAUGUCUUAGCUCGUCGUACUCGUCUUGCUUUCUUGAAUGCUGAAGCUGCCUUACAAUCUCUUCCUAAGGUGAUUGAAAUUAUGUCUGAAGAACUCAAGUGGGACAAGGAACGUCAAAAGAAGGAAUAUGCUGAGGCUGCUGUUUUCCUUACUACUAUGGGUCUUGCUCAAGAAGCAGCUGAGCAAGCCAAAGCCAGUCAAUAAGUCAUAUAAUAAUAAUAAAAACAUAGACAACG